AAGUUUCUUUCAUCCAUUCAUACUCCUACAUAUUAGUAUUGUACAUAUAUAGCUUGCUUAAUUAGGUCAACAACUAACACACACAUCUUUCUCACUAAUCAAUCAUUCCUCAUUCACAACAACCCAAGUACUACACUAAAGCUCAGCUUUGCCAUAGCUUCAGAUAUCUUCCCUCUGCUCUGCAACAACUCCCUCUAGACACUGCCCAGGACAGGACCAUCUAUUUUAAGCCACCACCAAAGGUUCAGAGUGUACCACCUCAAAGCUCCAACCUUUAAUCCCCUCCCCGGCCUCGGCCUCUCACCCCCAAAUCUCAAGCCAUCCAUGGCGUCUCCCGCCGGAGUCCUCCUCCUAGCGGCCACGCUGCUGCUCACCACCGCCGCCAUGCUCGCCUCCGCCGCAGACAGCAGCACGACCACCCACCUCCACUUCUUCCUCCACGACAUGGUCUCCGGCAGCAACCCAACCGCCGUCCAAAUCAUCAAAGGCCCGGCCAGUACCUCCGCCUCCGCCUUCCCCGGCAUAGCCUUCGGCGACACGACGGUGGUCGACGACGCCCUAACGGAGACCUCAUCCCCUUCCUCCGCCGCCGUGGGCCGGGCGCAGGGCUACUACAUGAUGUCCUCCCAAUCGGGCCCGGUCCUCAUGAUGUGCGUCAACCUGCUUUUCACCACGGGGGCUUACAACGGGAGCACGCUCGCCGUGCUCGGGAGAGACGACAUCUUGGAGACCACCAGGGAGCUCCCUGUGGUGGGGGGAACAGGGAAGUUCAGGAUGGCGUCUGGGUAUGUGCUCUGGAAGACGAGCAAUUCGAGCGGCCCUGAUGCGACCAUCGAGCUUGAUGUUUAUGUUGCCAUGGCUAAUGGGACUGGUACUAUUGACGCUUCUGCGCCGGUUUCCCCCAUUGAUGGUGGUGGUGGAGCUGGUGGUGGUGCAGCCGGGAAGUCGGCGUCCGGAGCGGCGGCGGCGGCGGCGUAUGGCCGGUGGGUUAGUGCGUUCGUGGUUGCUGUGCUUGUGGCCAUGGUUGGUGGCGUUUGGUGAGCUGAGCAGAGGAGAACAGAGCAGCUGAGCUGCCUGGAGUGGCUGAUCUGCAGUGAGCUGAGUGGAUGAGAUCCGGCAGUAGAGCUCUCAGUGGAUUGGGGAAUCGAUGUUAGCUAGAAUUAUUGGUGGGAGAGAAGCGUGAGACAUACUCCAGUACCCUGCUAGAUCGGUGGGUAGUGAGUGGUGUGUUUGGUGGAUGUUUUCUUUCUUUCUUGUGUGUCUUGUCGUUCGUUGAGAUUGGAUCCUGUCAUUCUGGUGGUGCACACAUGACUACUUGCAUAUGAGACGUUGUUCUUUUCUUGAUGCUACAUCCAUCUGGGAUACUCCUAUAAUGAUAAGUAUAUUACUUACAUGCUGUA
Molecule: messenger RNA, 1400 nt
Organism: Brachypodium distachyon (stiff brome)
Lineage: Eukaryota; Viridiplantae; Streptophyta; Magnoliopsida; Poales; Poaceae
Product: dirigent protein 1
Exons: 1
Coding region: 325-1041 (238 amino acids)
Source: RefSeq, a predicted model, not a curated record